Messenger RNA from Maniola jurtina (meadow brown), 2344 nucleotides. RefSeq lists its product as uncharacterized. The coding region runs from base 396 to 1970 and encodes 524 amino acids. The transcript is spliced from 2 exons. Gene Ontology annotation, cellular component: Set1C/COMPASS complex. Lineage: Eukaryota; Metazoa; Arthropoda; Insecta; Lepidoptera; Nymphalidae. The record is from RefSeq and is a predicted model, not a curated record.
CUCGUUCAAUUUGACUUUCAAACGAAAAAAUAUCUCUUUGAUAUACAUAGAUACUAAAUAUGUGAUUCGUUUCCAUGGUUUAUUUCAAAUAUUUUUUUAAACCUAUUACAUAUAUAUCAUAACUAGUUAUCAUAAUAACUAAAAUAGCAUGAAAAGAUAAAAAUAAUUGAAUUCUAGAUCGCGCGCGUUACUUAUUUUAUUGAGUGGUCAAAGUAAAGAUAUUAUUUUGAGGAUCUUUUUUGGAAUGAUGGCCACAGAGUCAAUGGCUGCACGCAAUAAGAGAUAUAGAAAACUUUUCAAAAAGAUUGCAAGUACUUCCUCGUGAAGAAGUAUAUGAAGCUAUAACUUACACAAUAGAUGCUAUCUGCAGUCGCUUAAAGUAUUAUAACAGAUAUAUGUUGAAAUAUCGACCUGCACUUGCAAACGAUAAGCAAGCCAAUCUUUUAGCUGACAUAGAAAUAAUAGAAGAAAUGCACAAGGAUGUUACUCACAUACUUUUGGAAAAAUUAAAAUGUUUCAGGAAUUUCGAUACUGAUGAUGAAUUUAAAAUAAAAGUAAGAGAUUCAAUAGAAGAACUUUUUUCUUGGAUUGAUUUGAUACACGAUGAGUUUACAGUAUAUUUAACAAAAUAUAUACAUGGUAGUGUACUUGAAGAUUUAACUAAGACCUUACGACAAAUUGUUAGUGAUAUGCAAAAAUCCAAGUGUCCUAUUAUUCAAGAAUUAUUAGAGAACCUGAAAAAAAAGGGAAAUGAUUUGAGCACCAUGAUACGGUGUACUGCAGUUCAUGAUUUAGAAAUGAAUAAAUUAAGGGGGAAAAUUAACAUGUUGGAGGAUCGCAUUUCUGAUCUAGGUGGUGAAUUAACAUCUGCACCUAUAGUGGUUUUGCAAUAUAAGAAAGAUUACUUGCAGAAUCGACUUGGUUAUUUAGAAAGUUCUACAAUGACCCUUAAAAGGUUUUUAGAAUUAAAUGAUAUGCACCUGGAACAUAAUAUGGAAGAGGGGAAAAUAUGUACUUGUAAAGAUUUUUAUCAAUUAAGACUAUUUAAUCAUGUCUUACCAUCUCAAGAACGCGAACGCUUAAUUACGGAAUUUUGUUCAAUAUGGGAUUUAGCAAUUUUUGGAGAGCACAGCCAUAAGUCCAUCAUUUCGAUACUUAGCGCUGCAGAUAUGAGAGAAGAGUUUACUGACAAUCUUGGUACUUUUUAUAUUGAUCAACAUAGCCGAAAAAUUUAUAAAAUUCCCGAUGAUAAAACUCUUUAUCAGCCAAAUGAACACAAUAAACUAGUGCCUUUGGCUGAUGAUGUAGACCAUGUCUAUUUUUAUGAUGAAUGUGGAAGGUAUUUUCUCGAUUCUAAAAGUCGACAAAGGGUUUACAAAGCUCAUGAUACUGCAAGUGAAUAUAUGAUGGAUAGUUCUGGUAUUUUGUUGAAAGUAAAGGAACAGCGAGAAGGUGUUACUUAUUAUUAUGAUAAUUAUGGUCGAUAUUAUAUUAAUUCGGAAGGCAAGCAUAUUUACCGAGAAGCAGAUUCUACUAGUGAAUAUGAAAAUGAUGGCUUUGGAAAUUUAGUUCGUAUCAGAAGUCAUUUUGAUAUACUUAAACUCUGUCCGGAUGAUGUACACGUCACCGAAGAUUUCAAAUAUCUUAAAAAUACUGUAGGCAAAGCUUUACGAGAAUGUAUUGCUGACGUUAUUAUACACCAACCAGCCGAUCCUAUAAAAUAUUUGUCAGCUCGGCUUAUGAAAUACAGAGAAAAUAUGGAAUUGAAAGAAAAACGUUCUAAAGAAAAUGAAGAAUUACAAGUUGAAAGAGAAAUAAGAAUUGCCGAAGAACGCGCUGCAGAGCGUGCUGCUAUGGAUGCCGCACUUCUUGCUCAAGGAGGAAGUGAAACGAGCUAUGACUCCAAUCUUAUGAAAUAUGUUAAUAUACAAGAUGAUGUUGGUUCAUUAGCUGCCAGUUCAGUGAAUUGAUUUAUUUAAAUUAAUAAGUUACUGGAAUUUAUAUUAUUAUUUUCUGUUGAAGAAACUGCCAGGGAGCAGAUGAGAUGUUAAUUGUGUUUAACAUUAGGUAAUUUAUUUUUCAUCUAAUUAUACAAUAUUAGGUUCGUAUUGUUAACCAGGUGUUAUCAUUUUCUUUACCCUUACUGAACUACUAGCUGAAGCUCACGAGUUCAUUUCUGUGGAUUUAGAUUUUAGGAAUCCCACGAGAACUCUGAUUUUUCGGGAUAAAAAGUAGCUUUCUAUAUCACACUCCUGGUUUUCAAACUAUAUCCGUGCAAACAAAUCACGCUUAUACCUUGCUCCGUUGUGAUGUCUCUGAAGGUCAAACCAACAAACAAACACAU